Microsporum canis CBS 113480 is the source of this 888-nucleotide messenger RNA. RefSeq lists its product as hypothetical. NCBI's taxonomy places the organism in Eukaryota, Fungi, Ascomycota, Eurotiomycetes, Onygenales, Arthrodermataceae. Gene Ontology annotation, molecular function: protein kinase activity; ATP binding. The coding region runs from base 1 to 888 and encodes 295 amino acids. The transcript is spliced from 4 exons. Gene Ontology annotation, biological process: protein phosphorylation. The record is from RefSeq and is a predicted model, not a curated record.
AUGUCGUCGACACUCGUUGGCCGCUCGGGCAGGGAGUAUGUUCGGGACAAAAUUCUCAAGCACAAUCCAAAGCGACCGGAUCUCAAUGUCUAUCUCGCACGUUUACUUAGCUCUGAGAAUCAAAAUUUUGUUCUAAAGCGAGUAUCAAAUUCGAUCUUUGACCUGUCAUUGGACCUCAAACAGGAGUUUCCAGAGACUCGUCGUCUUCGGGUGCAUAUUGACGAGAACGAAGAGGAGAAAGUCCUCGUAUACGAAUACUUUAGUGAUAAUUUGCUUUCUUUUAUAAAGAAAUACCCAAAUGUGAAGCCUGACAACGUGAUGAUCAACUAUACUCAAGAUAAACAAGGCCAACCCCUGCCAGAGAGGGUGGCACUGGGUGACCUUGAUUGCUCACUGAAGAUGAAAGGUGACAAGCUCCUCCGACUUCCAGAAGGCAUAAAGCUGGGCAACGUAAUGUGGCGUAGCCCCGAAGCACAAACGGGCCAAGGGAUUGGCAAACAUUCCGAUGUGUUUUCCUAUGGGCUGGUGUGCCUCUUCACAACAACCGGCAUAGAAACUUUACACCCAGACUUCGAGCAGUUAAGAAAGGAUGAGGUCGAUCCAGAACUAGAAAUUAUGGGGCGAUUGAUAGCCUUCUUUGGACCAGUCCCUGAUGAGUUGGUCACUCAUGUCCAACAUGAGGAAUGGGGCAGGGUAAUGACCGUCCUUUCGGAGUCAACCAUGGACGGAGGACCUGUCGGCCCUGGACGUUUUGCUAAAUGGGCUGAGAAGGAGUACCCUAAUCUUGACUCUGAGGCAAAGCGAAUGUUAUUAAGACUGAUGAACCUCGGCCCAUCUAAGAGAGCAACCAUGGAAGAAAUUCUGGAGGAUCCCUGGUGGAAUGCAUAA